CUUCUGGUAUUCAAAUAGAUGCGUGACACAUGUCGAGACGAAUCAACAGAACGGGGUUCAUGUCGAAAUUGACUGCAUCAUUGCUAUUUUGGGCACAGGCGUUGCCGUCGUCAUCAACAGUUGGUGUCGCAGCAUACUCCAUCUUCCAGUUAAAACUCUUUCAAAGCUCUGUCAGCAUUUUUUUUAAACUGAUUCAAACUGCAGCAAAAUAAAAGAUUGAACGGAAAUAAGAUUGCUCAAGAUUAGGAAUGGGGUUGCAAAACUAUUUUCGAGGAAAUAUUUCAGGAUACGUGAUGCGUAUUUCAUCCCUAUUUCUCCUAUUGGUGGCAUCAUCAUCCACAGAAGUGAUAAGUGAUGUGAGAUUAGAUGGCGGUCUUUGGAAAGGAAUCCCUACUGUUAACCUUGAGAACAAGACCAAUCUUCAGAUCUGUGCUAAUGAGACUUACUGGUGCGCCGAUGCAGCAGACGCUAUCUGUCAGUAUUUUGGAUUCGAGGGACAUAUGCUCAUCAAAUUGACUGAAGUACCCACGGAACCUGAAUCUGACGAAGAAUAUGCCUUGUGUAUGGUCGAUCGGAAUAUCACAGAUUCUCGUCUUCAGCUUGCUUGUCAGUUAACUACCGCAUGCGAGAACCUACCAACAAUCUCCUGUCUCCUUCCCGGAUAUGAGGGCUGUUACAACCGAACGGAUGACGCGCCAUUCUUUUCUGAUGGGGAGACACAAGAUUUAGGAGAGCAGUCUCUUGAUAUCCAGACCUGUGCUUCAGCCUGUAGUGAUAGUCCAUAUCUAGGACUUACGAAGGGCCAGGAAUGUAUCUGUGGAUCAACACUAGGGGAUCGUAGUCUUGUAGGAGAUUGUGAUCUGGGAUGUGAAGGAGAUGAUCUACAGUUCUGUGGGGCAGAUGACGCGAUCAGUGUCUACAGUGCUAACGUGAUCGGUAGGUGUGAUGGAGAACGGGUGGAACUGAUGCCUGGCCAGCCACAUUACAUCACAUCACCGAAAUUUCCAGAUGACUACGAAGCAGACGUGAACUGCACCUGGGUAUUGGGCAUCGAUGUUGAUAUCUCCCAUGAUUUGGAGAUAAUCUUGACCUACGACUUUGCCGACGACAACGAAACUCGUUAUCUUCAAAUCUCGUCUGCAUCCGAUGUCUUAGAACUGAGUCUUCAAGGGUCAAACGGCGCGGAGGUCCUUGAAAAGAAUCCCUACAACGCUCUUCAAGACAACAUUACGGUGUCUUUUACACCCCCAGAGAGUGGGACAGGUUUCGUCAUGAAAAUCUCUCUUACGCCUAGUCCAGUGUACACCACCGCUCCAACGGUAGCUAUGACCACGUCCAAGGCUACACGGAAUGCCGAUAUGGACAAACUAGCUAUGUCAGCUGUUGUUGGAGUCAUCUUUGUUGUUUUUCUUCUGAUCUAAGAAGGAACUAAGUGAAUCGUGAUAUAAGUUUUUUUUUUUCAACUAGCUCAUUCUUAAGCAUGAUUAUGAUAUAUCUAAAUAAUGAUUAAAUGGUUUUUGUAUUACUUAAAACAGUAUCCGUGCACUUGAAAAUAAACCGAUAAUGAAUCCAAAUACAAAUGAUAAUAAAAUAAAUCCAGAAGCGAACAACGACGUAAUGAUAAUAAUUAUGAUGAUUCAAUGAGCAUUGUCAGAAAUUACAAGAUUGUAAGGUAUAAGAACAUUCCAAUCAUUAUCUAGAUCAAUGUUUUUUCGACACCACUUUCUUUCCAAGUGUAUUUUAAUGUUCGAAAGAAAAAUAAAGGGUUCAUUGAUUUCGGAAACAAUUUAGAACUAUUUUAAAUCGCUAUUGUUUGAAAUAUAUUUAGUUUAUUUAAUUUAAAUUUUAUGAAAAUUAAUAUAUAUAGCAAAAAUCACAUAUCAUUAUGAAUCAAUAAUCGAUCAAUGUGGUAGGGGAAUCCAAACAAGCAGUUCCUUAGGGGUUGGGUACUAUACCAUUAUUCAAUAUAUCAUUUUAUUGAUUAAUAUGGGGUUUUCCAAACCUCAAAGCACUCUAUGUAAUAAAUUUGAUGGUGAAGGGAUAAAUUCAAAUUGCUUUUUACUUACAGAACCAUCGCUGAUA
Molecule: messenger RNA, 2082 nt
Organism: Lytechinus variegatus (green sea urchin)
Lineage: Eukaryota; Metazoa; Echinodermata; Echinoidea; Temnopleuroida; Toxopneustidae
Exons: 8
Coding region: 249-1421 (390 amino acids)
Source: RefSeq, a predicted model, not a curated record